This is a messenger RNA of Ochlerotatus camptorhynchus, 1210 nucleotides long. RefSeq names its product transaldolase (gene Taldo). Bases 155 to 1165 code for a protein of 336 amino acids. Gene Ontology annotation, cellular component: intracellular anatomical structure; cytoplasm. Gene Ontology annotation, biological process: pentose-phosphate shunt, non-oxidative branch; pentose-phosphate shunt; carbohydrate metabolic process. NCBI's taxonomy places the organism in Eukaryota, Metazoa, Arthropoda, Insecta, Diptera, Culicidae. The record is from RefSeq and is a predicted model, not a curated record. The transcript has 3 exons. Gene Ontology annotation, molecular function: transaldolase activity.
UUCGGUCCGCGAAUAUCCGUUCGCCAUAUACCUACGCCUCGCUGACUUUGGUACAUACCAAGUUGCAUUUUCCGAUUUGGGAACUGACAUCCUUGUCGCGUAUUUAUUUCCACACGAACAACGAGAAGGCACUUCAGCCACACUUCAGUCGAUUAUGAGCAGUAGUGAACCGCAGGUCAAGAAAUCCAAGAUGGUCUCGAGUUUGGAACAGCUGAAGCAACUGACCACCAUCGUGGCCGAUACGGGCGAUUUCGAAGCCAUGAAGGUCUACAAGCCCACGGACGCCACGACCAACCCAUCGCUGAUCCUGUCGGCAGCCGGCAUGGAACAGUACCAGCAUCUGAUCGACAAAGCCGUCAAGUACGGUCUAAAGCAGGGAUCCACCGAAGACGAGCAAGUAUCGGAAGCAGCGGACAUGCUGUUCGUCCUGUUCGGCUGUGAAAUCCUGAAGCUGGUGCCGGGUCGCGUUUCAACCGAAGUCGACGCCCGGAUAUCGUUCAACAAGAAGGCUUCGGUGGCCAAGGCCCUCAAGUUGAUCCAGCUGUACGAGGAGAACGGCAUCGAUCGGAAGCGCGUUCUGAUUAAACUGGCCUCCACAUGGGAGGGCAUCCAAGCGGCUCGUGAACUCGAAAAGGACCACGGCAUUCACUGCAAUCUCACACUGCUGUUCUCGUUCGCCCAGGCCGUUGCCUGCGCCGAGGCGGGAGUAACUCUCAUUUCGCCCUUCGUUGGUCGCAUCCUGGACUGGCAUGUGUCCAAUACGGAUAAGAAAUCGUUCGAACCGGAACAGGACCCGGGAGUGAUUUCGGUGACCAAGAUCUACAACUACUACAAAAAGUUUGGCUACAAAACCGUCGUGAUGGGAGCGUCCUUCCGUAAUACCGGGGAGAUCCGUGCCUUGGCUGGAUGCGACCUGUUGACCAUCAGCCCUAAGCUACUCGGAGAGCUGGAGAAGAGUGAGCAGCCAAUCAAGCGCUAUCUGGAUCCGGAGACGGCCAAGGUUUGCGACCUGAAGAAGAUCAAUUUGGACGAAGCCACAUUCCGCUGGAUGUUGAACGAGGAUCAAAUGUCGACGGACAAGCUGUCGGACGGCAUCAGGAAAUUUGCCGCCGAUGGACGCAAACUGGAAGCUUUGCUUCGCGGAUUGGUUCAACAGGCUGCUUGAAGAAAGGGGGCAGCGCAGGAUGGUGCAUUUCUUUGGAGCACUUAA